AUGUCGCGGUCCAACGUGAUUGUGCUUGAUAAUGGUACAGGAUAUACGAAAAUGGGCUUUGCCGGCAAUUCAGAGCCGUCUUUUGUGUUCCCCACAGCGAUUGCUACUGCGUCGUCGAGUGCCGGGGGCCAAUCUAGCAUCGGUGGACGCCCCUCCGUUCCAUCAAAGCCUAGUGGUAUGAGUACCUCGUCGCUUGUAUCGAAGCGUGGGAUCGAUGAUCUAGACUUUUUUAUUGGUGACGAGGCGUAUGCGAAUGCCAAAACGUACCAGGUGCACCAGCCGAUCCGUCAUGGAGUGGUGGAAAAUUGGGACUUGAUGGAGCGCUUUUGGGAGCAGAGUAUUUUCAAGUACCUGCGUGCGGAGCCGGAAGAAAACUACUUUAUGUUGACUGAGCCACCGCUCAACCCGCCUGAAAAUCGUGAGGCUACGGCCGAGAUCAUGUUUGAAUCGUUCAAUAUCAAAGGGCUGUACAUUGCCGUGCAGGCUGUGCUUGCUCUGGCAGCUAGCUGGACGAGCAACAAGGUGACAGAUCGCACACUCACCGGUACAGUGAUCGACAGUGGUGAUGGCGUUACGCACGUCAUCCCCGUGGCAGAAGGCUACGUCAUUGGCAGUGCGAUUAAGCAUAUUCCGCUGGCUGGUCGCGACAUUACAUACUUUGUGCAACAGCUCUUGCGUGAGCGUGGUGAGUCAGCCAACAUCCCCGCAGAGGAUGGCCGGCGCGUGGCCGAGAAAAUCAAGGAGGACUACUCGUACGUGUGCCAGGACAUUGUGCGUGAAUUCCGCCGCUACGACGAGGACCCGUACAAGUACUUUGAGCGCUAUCAGGGCGAAAAUACUGUCACGGGCCGUCCCUAUACGGUGGAGGUGGGCUAUGAGCGCUUCUUGGCGCCUGAAAUCUUCUUCAACCCAGAGAUGGUGUCGUCCGACUUUCUCACACCGCUGCCCGAGGUCGUGGAUACGGUGAUCCAGCAGAGCCCGAUUGAUGUCCGCCGUGGUCUCUACAAAAACAUUGUCUUGUCGGGUGGCUCCACCAUGUUCCAGCACUUUGGCCAGCGCCUCAAAAAGGACUUGAGUUCUAUUGUGAGUGAGCGCCUUGCUGCGUCCGAGGCAGCCAGUGGCAACUUGGCGCGCAGCUCGGGUCUCGAUGUGAACGUGAUCUCACAUCGUAUGCAGCGCUAUGCCGUCUGGUACGGUGGGUCGUUGCUAGGCUCUCUGCCUGAUUUCUACUCGUUCUGCUACAAUAAACAUGACUAUGAGGAGCACGGGCCCAGUAUCGUGCGCAAGUUUAGCGUAUUUGGUGGUGUAUAG
Malassezia restricta is the source of this 1311-nucleotide messenger RNA. Its product is annotated as actin-related protein 3. The coding region runs from base 1 to 1311 and encodes 436 amino acids. The record is from RefSeq and is a predicted model, not a curated record. Gene Ontology annotation, molecular function: actin filament binding. Gene Ontology annotation, biological process: Arp2/3 complex-mediated actin nucleation. Lineage: Eukaryota; Fungi; Basidiomycota; Malasseziomycetes; Malasseziales; Malasseziaceae. The transcript is spliced from 3 exons. Gene Ontology annotation, cellular component: actin cortical patch; Arp2/3 protein complex.